Suillus subalutaceus is the source of this 1144-nucleotide messenger RNA. RefSeq lists its product as uncharacterized. NCBI's taxonomy places the organism in Eukaryota, Fungi, Basidiomycota, Agaricomycetes, Boletales, Suillaceae. The coding region runs from base 101 to 1072 and encodes 323 amino acids. Gene Ontology annotation, biological process: proteasome-mediated ubiquitin-dependent protein catabolic process. The record is from RefSeq and is a predicted model, not a curated record. Gene Ontology annotation, molecular function: polyubiquitin modification-dependent protein binding. The transcript is spliced from 4 exons. Gene Ontology annotation, cellular component: nucleus; cytosol; proteasome regulatory particle, base subcomplex.
GAAGACAACAGCUUUCUAGCAGAACGCGUCACUGCUCGUCGCGCUUUCACGAUCCACAACCAACACGUAUAUCUCCUUCCUUUAAUUAUAUUCACUCAAGAUGCCGCUCGAGGCAACGAUGAUGAUAAUCGACAACUCAGAAUACAUGCGCAAUGGAGACUAUAUCCCAUCCCGCUUCGAAGCUCAGUCUGAUGCUGUCAAGACCAUCUUCCAGACCAAGAUUGAUUCAAAUCCAGAGAACACUGUUGGCGUCAUGACAAUGGCUAACAAAGGACCCGAGGUUCUCGUGACCCAUUCGAAAGACAUUGGACAGAUAAUCAAGGCCUUGCAUGUAACAUCAUCCAAAAUUGGCGGAUCAAUAGAUAUUCCUACUGCAAUCAACAUCGCUCAGCUUGCCCUCAAACAUAGAGAAAACAAGAAUUUGCGGCAGAGGAUAAUAGUCUUUGUGGGAUCUCCGCUGGAGGGUCAGGGUGCGGACGAGCGGGAGAUGGUGAAGCUCGCAAAGAGAUUGAAGAAGAACAAUGUUGCUGUUGACUUUGUUGCGUUUGGUGAUGGCGUCGAGGAGGAAACCAAUGUCCUCAAGGCUUUCGUAGACAAUACAGCAAAUAGCGAUAACUCACAUUUGGUGUCUGUACCACCUGGUACACAUCUACUGUCAGAUGUAAUCAUUUCUUCCCCAAUUUUGUCGGAAGACCGGGGGAUACCACCAGAGGCGAUGGGAGACAUCGGUGGUGCAUCGGGUUCUGGUGGUGCCAACUUUGAAUUUGGUGUUGAUCCAAGUUUGGACCCUGAGCUUGCACUGGCCCUUCGCAUGUCCAUGGAAGAAGAACAAGCUCGGCAAGCAGUGGAAGAGCAAACACGUCAAUCGGCUACCGAUGCCCAGCCUCAGACGGAAUCAGCAGGAGUAGACAAUGAUGAGGAGGCCAUGCUCGCUCAAGCUCUUGCCUUGUCCGAACGCAAUGAUGUUGACAUGGGCGAGGAGCAAGACGAAGACAUGGAUGAAGAAGAAGCAAUUGCUCGUGCGAUCCAGAUGAGUAUGAAGCAAGAGGAAAAAGAACAGGGGGGACAGUAGUACUAAGCUUACAUAUUCUCACUUGUAUUUUUCCAUGAGUCACACUCCGAUUUUUCGAAUGGCUGUUAGUUU